Gasterosteus aculeatus aculeatus (three-spined stickleback) is the source of this 3786-nucleotide messenger RNA. It is a transcript of the gene prdm1b, whose product is annotated as PR domain containing 1b, with ZNF domain. Gene Ontology annotation, biological process: regulation of transcription by RNA polymerase II; cell fate commitment. Lineage: Eukaryota; Metazoa; Chordata; Actinopteri; Perciformes; Gasterosteidae. Gene Ontology annotation, molecular function: DNA-binding transcription repressor activity, RNA polymerase II-specific; protein binding; RNA polymerase II cis-regulatory region sequence-specific DNA binding. The record is from RefSeq and is a predicted model, not a curated record. Gene Ontology annotation, cellular component: cytoplasm; nucleus.
GCAGGCUCAUGAGCUUCUGGUGAUGGUGACAGAGUGCCCACAGCAAGAGUGGAUACCCAAAGGAUAUAACCCAUCGCUGAAGAAUACACCAGAGAAAGAGGAGGGAGCCGAUAAAAACAAUUAAGGGAUGACAUAGCCAAAGACAUGAGGAUCCUACAGCUGCAGGAAUGUGUGGAAAUCCUGAUCUUUAACCAGCGUACCUAAGACAAGGGACCAAGCCCGACCAAACCAAAGUACUUCACACCAAAGCAAUCAAGACCAAACCGGGCCAAACUGAACCAAAGCUCCAGGAAGCCUGCGUCCAUCAGCUACUGAAUAUUCUAUAUUGUCAAGAUGAAGCUGGAAAGCCCACUAGGAGACAUGAGCGGGUGGAGGGAGGUGGACUUUGUCCUCAACUGCACCUACAUUGUGCCAGACCAGGUGUCGGACCCCAGUUUCAGCCUGCCCAAAGCCAUGACGUCCAUCCCACGCAACCUCACCUUUGAAUACAGCACAGACAACGAGGUGAUGGGCGUCUUCAGCAAAGAGUACAUUCCUCAGGGGACUCGGUUCGGCCCUCUGCAAGGGGUCAUCUACACCAAAGACAACGUUCCCAAACAGGCCAACAGGAAAUACUUUUGGCGGAUUUACAGCAAUGAGCAGCUCCAAAACUUUAUUGACGGCUAUGACGUCCACAGGAGCAACUGGAUGCGUUACGUCAACCCGGCCCGGUCUCUGGCCGAACAGAACCUGGUGGCGUGCCAGAACGGCCGGGACAUCUACUUCUACACCAUUGGACCGGUGGAGCCCAAUCAGGAGCUGCUGGUCUGGUACAGCCAGGAGUUUGCCCAAAGGCUCUGCGGCCAGCAAGCCGACAUGAAACCGAAAUACACAAACUCUGAUGAAGACCGAGAGCCGGAGUGUCCCAAACAGCACCUACCUCAGACGACAUGGAGUACAGACAGAACAAAGGAGGAGGUGAAGGAAGAGAGGGAUGAGGAUGGAGAGGAGAAUAUCGACGUGGAGAUGUUGGAGAGAGACACACCGCCUGACACGCCUGACACGCCUGACAACCACAUCAUGGAUUUCAGCAAAAAGGUCGAGACGGAGGCGAGCGCCGGGGACACAGAGGACCGGGGCAUAAUUCCAUCCCCUGAGCCCCAACACGGAGAGAGAGGCCCGGCCUUAAAUCACCGGUACUCACCGGAUCCUCAGCCCGCAGUCCCGCCCCAGCAGCGAAAUCUCCCUCUCCACCUCCACGGCCUCUACAGGGAAGGUGUCUCAUCCUACCCGAUUUACCCCCAAUCCAGACCCAUCCACCCCAAUUACCAGCUGCUUCCUCCCUACGGCGCGCACUAUCCUCGCCUCCUCCUCCCCUCGUACUCCCCUCCCUUUCCUGGAAUGCUGCCCUCAAGAGGAUACCUCCGAUACAACAGCUACCUGGGCGCCGACGGCCCUCAGUACCCACCCAUGGGCCAAGCUAAUUUACUGCCGGUGUCCCUCCCCUACCCUCCCCCGCCUUCACAGGGGGGCCUGAAAGAACUCAAAGCAAACGUGUCGCCGCCGCGAGGCGCGCCAGCCACGCCAGAGCUCUCCCCUCUCCCCAAACCCGACGGUCAGCAUCAUCCCACCGAGCAGUCCCCCUCUGGGUUUGAGGAAGCCAUGAAUCUAAGCCUGGAUACGAUCAAAAGCAAAGCGGCGACACGCAACGGCCCCGGCCACAAAUCGCUGCCCUACCCACUGCAGAAGCAGAAUGGAAAGAUCAAGUACGAAUGUAACAUCUGCUCAAAGACUUUCGGACAGCUGUCGAACCUCAAGGUCCAUCUCCGAGUGCACAGUGGCGAGAGACCGUUCCAGUGUAACCUGUGUAAAAAGAGCUUCACGCAGCUGGCGCACCUCCAGAAACACCACCUUGUCCACACGGGGGAGAAACCACAUGAAUGUCAGGUGUGUCACAAACGCUUCAGCAGCACCAGCAACUUGAAAACACACCUCCGCCUCCACUCUGGGGAGAAACCCUACCAGUGUAAGCUGUGCAACACCAAGUUCACCCAGUACAUCCACCUCAAACUGCACCGCCGCCUCCACAGCAGCCGCGAUCGUCCCUACCGCUGCCAGCUCUGCGCCCAGGCCUUCUUCCACCGCUUUUCCCUCCGCAUCCACCAGUGCAGCUGCUGCCUGGCUAACUCCAACAUGCCCGUCGACGUACACACGAAGCAGAUGGUGGAGCGAUUCGAUGCCAGCCAAGAGGCCGACAUGCUCACAGAGGCGGCGUCGGCAAUGCAGGUGGAGGAGGCGGUGGAGCGCUGGUUGGAUCGCACCUUGGAGGGGGAGGGAAAGGAGGACCAGAAGGAGGCGACCCUACUGCUGAAAGCCCUGGCGGCGGCGAUUAAUUCACCAGCAACGCCCGUGGCCCAAUCAGCGACACCCGCGUCACAUCACAGCCCUCCACUGGCCUGUCAGGAGAGGGCCAGCGUUGUUCACCUCCACCACCGGCCAACAGUGAAGACAGAAGGACAGUGAGAAGGAGUCGAGAGGGGACGGUAUAGAAAAAGGACAUACAGCAUACCAGAAACCAAGAAAACCGAUGUUUCACCAAAUAAAACUCCCCGAAUAGUCCAUGAUGGGCAUUACGGGUAAACUUUGAUAAUCAAACAAGCGCAGCACCAAAACAAGAGCAUUCCAAAGACUGGGCGAGGGUAUUCAGUUAUUGUACUUCCUCCCAAAACUCAGUUUAAAGGGAGGAGGAUGUCGUUAAGCUGUGAAAUAUUGAAGACUCUUUUCACUCAGGUAGAGAAUUGUUUGCUUUUUUGUGCUUUAACUUAUUACUUUUCUCGAAAUUUGAGUUGUCUUUAUUUAUUUAGUUUAUGAUAGUUUAUUUUUUGACUGUUAGUGUUUUUUCUGUGUUGAUUUGAUCUCUUAGGAAAACCACAAAUGGACUCAGGAACAAUGGUAGCACAACCCUGCGGAAGAGUCUUCCCUUGAUAAAUUGUGCAGUGUUCGGCUUCGGCUUUGUGUGACGGCGUGUUUGAGCUUCUGGGUGCAUGAGUGCAGCGAGUGGACGUUUAUAAGAACGACAGCGCACAGUGAAGUGGCACAAACCACAUUUCUUGUCUUUAACUAUUUGCGACUAUUUUGUUUAUUUAUGAUAUUAAAAAAGGGAAAAAAUCGGGUCUGUUAAAAUUGUGUGUUAAUAAGCAAUUGCCAAAACUACAAUCAAAGAACAUGAAUGUGUUUGUCUUUUGGCCAUUUAUUCAACUGAUUACAUUAAAUGUGAAGAAAGCGGUUAAGAAGAAAAAGCAUUACCCCUUUUUUCUUAAUUCCCCAGCAACUUCUCGCAGUUAAUUUCAUUAUCAAAGACACAACGUACUGAACCAAACCAAAUAUCACCAAAAGAAACCAAACUACAUAUUCAAUGUGAUUGCAGUAUGUUCAUUAAGAAUGUACACUGUCUUUCUUAUUGCAGCACGCUAUGCUCCUACUGACUGGCUGCGUUGCUUUUCACUGGAUUCAAAUAUUUCAAACAAUUCCUACGCACAACACUUUAGUGGGAAAGUUUUGGACGACAAAGACAAGCAACACAGGUGUGCUUCUGUUUAGGCAGGUACUGUUCUUGGAAAUUGUACUACUGAGUCAGUGAUCUACUUCUUUCAUGAUUUGAGUAGCGUUUUUUUACUUGGUAAAAUAUGUUUGUCUAUGUAGUUUAUUUUUGCAAACAAGUGAUGAGAUGUUGAGAAUUUAUAUGUGAGAGACUAUUUUUACUUUUAUAUUUACAUGAUGUAGCAUAUUAAAGAUAUUGUUUCUAUA